AUGGUUGGUCCAGCAUCACUAAGAACAAAAAAGGCCUUACUGACACGAUACUGCAAUAAUUUGUCUCGGGUAAUCGAGAGAAUCGAUUCUGCUCACACCGCCGCGCAAGCUAGUAGCGAUGACGCAACAUCUCCUCCACGCAUCAAAGCAUCGCUGUUUGAACUCGACGCCACGGCAAAGCUAGCGGCAGAUGCCUUGAAUGCUUUCACGGCAGCGCUGGACGAGAUCGAUGAACUACCCGAAGAACAAGACAAGCAGGCGAACGACUACAUUGACUCAUCGCUUUCGUUGAUUGAGCGCGCUCGUCUGAUGGCGAUUGAACUCGACGCAAAAAACAUUGGGGACCGGGAGGAAAAUGACGAGAGAGGAUGGACAGAGAUGAUGAGACCAAAACUUCCGCCAAUACCCAUACCCAUAUUUACGGGAAAGCUUCAGGAAUACACCAACUUUUGGACACUUUUCGAAUCCAACGUCGACAGACAACCACUCACCAAUCUACAGAAGUUUAACUAUUUAUUAACCGCUUUGCGAGGGGAACCCCGAGAACUGAUUAAACGAUAUCCAAUAACCGAAGCCAACUAUACGCACGCCAUUCAACUUUUGAGGGACAAGUAUGGGGACGAAUCUAAGCUCAUCGCGGACUUACAAUCGCGCCUUGAAAUGACGAAGGCAGACAACAAAUCUAUCUACGCUCAACGUCGCCUUCUCGAACAAAUUCUUCCCAUAGUAACUCAGUUGGAAGAGUUGGGAAUAACACUGAAUGGCUCGUAUCCUACAAAGAAGCUUCUCUCCAAGUUUUCUUACACAUUGCAGCGUCAAGUUCUGGAACGCUGCCUCUUGCAAAAUAAGAAAGAAACCGAUUGGAUUAUGCGGGAUGUGCUCUCUGAGCUGGACGAUCUGAUAACCACACAAGAACAGAUCAGUGAAAUGAUCGAUAGCAUUCCCAACAAGUGUGAUGAUCGCAGCAGAGAUUCUCAUAACAACAACAGAUCGAAGAAAUUCCUCAUGAAGAAUGCGACAACAAAGCCUGACCCGAAUGCAUGUAUGUUUUGCGGAUCAACGCAACACAAAUCAGCUGAUUGCACAAGGAUUCCAAGCAUCCACCAGCGACGUACCUAUAUGCAACAACAUAGGAGAUGCCUCAACUGUGGGAAAGAAGGCCACUUUGUGAAAGACUGCACAAGUAAAGGAUGCAGGUAUUGCACGGGGAUGAAGCAUCAUCAUACCCUCUGCCCCCAGAGGCACAACUUGGGAGAGAGCACAGACCAAACCCCACCAAGGGCAAGGACAAACACUAAUACUCCACAGAACAGACCGCCGGUACCCAAUGUACCUCGGAAUACGAAACGACAUGUGAAAACUGCGGUAGCGACGGCACAACCAGUGCAGACUACCGACAGCAGCGCGACCUACCCGGACAUAACGGAUACUGCGCAGCACUCACCGCAAGAUACAUCUAUCCUUCAGAAUAGUACGGUAGACGCCCUGGACAAUAAGGUAUUGUUACUGACAGGAGUAGCGCGGGUACGGGAUGAAGCGCGUGAUGACUGGAAAGAAGUGGAGAUCCUCUUCGACACAGGAGCCGACCAGUCAUUCAUAAGCUCUGCUCUCGCAGAAGAAUUGAACCUGAAAUGUACAAAAGAGAAGGAGCUCACUAUGUACACUUUCGGUUCUACUGACCCUAAACCGACCAAGUGUAGGCACACAACGUUGGACCUGUGGGAUAAUCAGGGACAAAAACAUCCCGUACGGCUAUGUACCACACCGGUACUCACAAGUAAAGGACAAACGACCCAACUCGACCACGCGGACCUAGAGUUUGUGGCACAACACAACAUCCACCUGUCCAAACCUACGUCCAAUUCCACAUCCAUACCACAGAUAUUACUCGGAUGUGAUCAGUUGUGGGGUUUAUUGGAUGCUCCCCUUCCACGCUUUAAACUCCCAUCGGGCCUGCUCCUCAUUCCCUCAAAACUCGGAUAUUUGCUGACCGGAAAGCAGCACACCUUCCACGGAAUAGAAGGACAACAGAAUGAGGUCAAUAUCAGCAUGAUCACCAUGGUACAGGCCUUCACAGAAUCUGAAGAUGAGAUGAGCCGAUGGGACAGAUACUGGACAAUGGACUCAGCCGGUAUAUGCGAGUUCACGGGAACUAAAAACGAAGAAAAAACCGCAGUUAAUGAACAAGUGGUUAUGUUCUUCAAUAACACAAUCGAACGCCGUCCUGAUGGGCAAAUAGCUCUGAAACGGUUACAAGGAGUAAUACGGACGCUGAAAUCGAGUCCACAGUUAUUACAAGAUUACGAAAACACAUUCCACACCCAGCUGGAAAAGGGAAUUAUUGAACAAAUUCCAAACAACCAACCAGGUAUCGGACCUAUCGUACACUACAUUCCACACCAACCGGUGGUCACGCCCCACAAAGAAACGACAAAAUUACGAAUUGUGUUUGAUGCAUCCUCACACUACAAGGAAUGCCCUUCACUAAAUGACAUACUACACCAAGGACCAUUGGUAUUACCGGAUCUUUACGCGAUGCUGCUACGUUUUCGAAUGUUACCUUAUGUAGCAAUAUCGGACGUGGAGAAAGCCUUCUUACAGGUACACCUCAAUGAAAUGGAUAGGGACGCCACGAGAUUUAUCUGGGUACGCGACGUGGACCUACCAGUCACUGAAGACAACAUCGUCACAUACCGUUUCACCCGGGUCACAUUUGGCCUGAACGUAUCGCCAUUCCUCUUGGCUGGUACAGUAACCUACCACUUACAUCAUGUCGUUGAAAACAAAGAAUUGGCGAAGGAAAUCAAGGACAACUUAUACGUGGAUAACCUGAUCCUAGCCGCACGUACCCCUGAAGAUCUGGCCAAAAAAGUCGUAGAUUCACGCGAGAUUUUCCAGGAUAUGGGGAUGAACCUGAGAGAGUUUUUGGCCAAUGACGUUAAUCUCAAGGACUUCAUCUCUCAAGAGGCUUGCGCGAAAGCAGCGGUGCAGAAAGUGCUAGGGAUAGAAUGGAAUGCAACAGGAGACUACCUCUCCAUGUGCUGUACUUUACCAUUCAUAGGCCAAGUCACAAAAAGGAUUGUAGCGCGACAAAUAGCGGCCGUAUACGACCCAUUGGGGUGGAUGGUCCCACUGCUGACGCAGGCAAAGCAUUUCCAACAAACCUUGUGGAAACACAAGUUCGAAUGGGACAAUAUUCUUCCAGCAUCCCUCCAGGAGCAGUGGCAAAAAAUCACACAAAACAUCAACGGGUUUGCCCGUACCUUUCCACGACGAUUUUUCACACAACCUCAAGACAAGGACACUUGCAUCGCAGUGUUCGCUGACGCCAGUGACAUCGCCAUGUCCACAUGUGCGUACCUAUUCGAUGGAAAGCACUCCGCGCUGGUAAUGGCUAAAUGCAAAUUGCCAUCGAUAAAAACGACCACUACAAUGCCAAAGAUGGAGAUGAACGCAUUAACAAUGGCAGCUCGAUUGACAUGGUCAGUAUACCAAGCCAUGAAGGAGCCCUGGCCAAAUAUGUCCGCUUCUCCACCACAAAUUGUCAUCCUUUCGGAUUCCCAAAUUGCAUUGAGCUGGCUAACAACGUCAGAGGAAAAGGCCAGUCCAGGUGUCCUUAUUUCCAACCGAAUAAAGGAAAUACGCAAGAUCACCGCGGCCCUAAACGACGAAGGUCUUACAGUACGUUUCGCAUAUGUAAACACAAAAGACAAUCCUGCUGAUGCGGGAACACGGGGGCUGAACCAGGAACAGUUACAGGACCAUCCCUGGUGGACGGGGCCAGAUUUUUUACGGACACCUAUCAACCACUGGCCCACGAUUUUUUAUCCAUAUGACUGGCAGGGUACUCACGAAACGGAAGAAUUGCAGCCUCCCACUGAAGCAGGUACAGUCUCGAUCACAAUGAACUCAGCAUCAACGAGACUUCUGCAAGAAUCCUGCAAUGACCUGAUCGACGCCAAACGCUUCAGCUCCUUCAAGAAAGCAAAGAGAGUGACAGCAUGGGCGCUGUUGUUUAUUAAAAAACUGAUGCGCUCACUACCACAACAGUCAGUGGACAGGAUAUUCCAGAAAAUACCAGAGCUACGGACCAUACAGGACACAACAAUACUUUUGGGGCAGCACAUCAAAGCGGCACGGAUUGCGCUACUCCGAAACCAUCAAUCUUCAUUUCUAUCACAUUACCAUAAAAAACUGCGGAAUGACACUUUGCGUCUAUAUCAAGACAAGGACCUUCUAUGGCGAUCACAAGGACGCCUCCAGAACUCGACAUUAGGAGCAGAUGCGAAAUCACCCAUUUUCGUGGCUCCGAAUACACCUCUGUCACAACUCCUCAUCAAGGACGCUCAUGGCGAUUACCAUCAAGGUGUGGAACAUACAAUCGCCACAAUUAGACAAACGUACUGGAUACCAAAAAUACGGCAACAAGUACGAAAACUAGUGAGCAAAUGCGUACAAUGCAGACGACUAAAUGCCCUUCCUUACCCAUAUCCAGACAUGACUGAUUUACCACAACAAAGGGUUAUGCGCAGCCGUCCGUUCCAGCAUAUCGGGCUCGAUUUCUUCGACUUACCCUCCACACACCUGGAAGCCGGUAAAACUCACGGCUAUGGUUGCAUUUUCACCUGCAUGGUUACCCGUUUGAUUCAUCUGGAAAUGGUAGACAGCAUGAGCACGGAAGAUUUCAUCAACGCCUUACGAAGAUUUGUGGCUAGAAGAGGUGUUCCUGACUCUAUCACAUGUGAUAAUGCCCCGUCUUUUCUGCUCGGAGCCAGCAUUUUAGCAGGUUCACCUCAAGGGGAAACCCUCAGCUCAAGUAUACAUAACGCCACAUCAAAUCAAGAGAUUCAGUGGAACCACAUCACUCCCUACGCACCAUGGCAGGGCGGUUUUUAUGAGCGCCUCAUCAAAUCCGUCAAACACGCUUUAUAUAAGUCACUACGAGGCACAAAUCACCGUUCCGGAGACCAUUUACGAACGAUCUUGACGGAAAUUGAAGCUUGUCUCAACUCAAGGCCGCUCACUUACCAAGGUGAUGGACAGGAAGACUUUUCUUCCAUUCGACCAAUCGACUUCCUCCAAAAGGAUUUGACACUAACCCUACCAACCACACACCUCACAGAUCCCAUGACAAACGAUCCCGACUACCAUACCCCAGACGAGAUUCGAGCCCUCCAAACUCGUCAAGAGGUCAUUGCUUCCUUACAAUCAUCAUGCGGUGCCACGGAACGAUUUUGGACUAUUUGGCAAAAACAUUACCUGACCUGCCUACGGGAAACGCACAGAAGGACAAUCUCAAGUAAACGACAGGGACGAGAGACUCCUACCAUAGGGGACGUGGUUUUAGUAAGCGAUCCAGUAAUUCCACGUAAUGAGUGGAAGCUAGCACGAAUUACCGAUACUCGAGCAGGACGGGAUGGGGAAAUUAGAGAAGUCGAGCUUCUCACGCCAGCGCGCAGAAAAAUACGACGACCUCCAAACCUUCUCAUCCCUCUGGAAAUACAGCCUGCUACAACUCCGUCCCACACCACACCAGGAGAUCACGCAGUAUCAGACGGGACAGACGAACAAAUACCCACUUCUCAUCCUUACAACCUGCGUCCGCGACGCGCAGUACAUUACGCUGAUGAGCAAGUGGUUACGACAACUCAAACUGCAACAGUCAGACGUUUCCCACCAAAAUGGUUCCUAUUCUACAUCAUGAUCAUCACAUUGUUCACAACUUCGUCUACUUUUGCCAACAGGGAUAUAAGCAUGACGUGUAGCAACGAAGGUGUGCUCGUUCAUACAUCUCGGAACGAUCCGUUUGAAAUCUGCGCGGACCACCAUUGUCAAAUGAUCACCCCAGUGACAAACCCCUUCCUUGUCAAAUUUCCACCAGAGGUAACACUUCAUGACUACCUAGUGUCACUUAAAUGGAAUACCGGAGAUCAACUGGCAACCAUGGAGACAAUGUGCCAUCGCCUCAAUUUCUGUCAACAACUCGAUUGUUGGAUAUGCUCAACGGUCGUCUUCAACCCCGAGUGUUGGCCAAUGGGUGCAAUAGUCAUCACAGCACUCCUCUUAUACGUUAUAGUAGCCAUACUAUAUGUACUCCUGUAUGUUCCCAUGACUAUGGGAAAACCGAUCCGUAUCAUUCUCAUCGUGCUGAGAAGGAUCCUCCUAAUUUUGGCAUCUGCACUCAUAAAGCUCUGCAUGACACUAUGCCGCAGGAUGAGACGACGACGGCCACAAUCGCACAGAGACCGUUUGCUAGCAGUUUUGGCAAUAACUCUUGCCGUAUCCACAUAUGCGAUCCAUGCGUGCCAACAAGUAAAUGUACUUGAACAUCGCUCCACUGUAUGUAACAACUACGACGGACACGAAAGUUGCUCGAUUUACCUGAACGAGCUUCUCAAAAUCAACACUUUCCAUCGUGAAGCCUGUCUACGACUCACUCGAAACGCAACCUUGAUCGCAAACGUCAAACUUCGUUGGAAAGGCCUCUACCUACACUGUGAACAGGAGUCGAGGAUCUUCACACGAGCAGUGGAGCUGCAAAGGAUUGACAGCAAACGCUGCCCGCACAUGGGCUCGUGUCAAGGUCAAAAAUGCGCCGCGAUCCACCAUUCAAGUCUGAUACCGGAACUUGAGGAAGGAAAUAAAUAUCCAGGUCGCACAGGCUGCAUGGAAUCGUGCGGCGGCCCAGGAUGCGACUGUUUCUUCUUAAGUUCCGGUUGUCUGUUCUACCGCGUAUACGCGGUGCCGAAGAACAGCAAAGUCUACGAAAUAUUCCGCUGUACCCGAUGGACUGAACAAGUAAAAUUGGAGGUGACAAUUGAGGACCUCAGCUCCUCUGAAGGAAAAAGGCGAUAUGUCCUCGCUAUAACUCCGAACGUGCCCACGGAAGUACCGUCAAUGACAGUUACGAUGACGGCGGUAACUCUACCUCCUCUACCCAAUCUCUCCAAAGAGUUUGUCACAGAUGGACGAGAUGUCGCGAUCUGGAAUAAUCCUUUUACACCGGACCUUCUCUGUGCUUCUUGGCGCCACGCUAGAGACAUGAACUGCACCCUCAAAGAUGAUUGCAGAUGUCACGCCGCGGAAAACAGUGUCAGCUGUGCAUGCCCUACAAAAGAUAUCCUGGCAUAUUUCAAGCAGCUCAACUUAGUUCUCCCAGUGAAAACAGCUUCCUGGGAGCUAUCGCGACGACUCAAUGAGACAGUCACAGCAAAAAUUUCACAAAUGGUAUCAGCGGACUUUGUUGUUCAGUUCAAGACGGUCAUCGAGACUGCGAAUCUCCUUGUCACCAACAAUGUGUGUAACAUCGCCAACAGCGAACUGGAGGGAUGCUACUACUGUGCGAAGGGAGCUACAGCCAAGGUCACCUGUAGAUCAUCAACUAACACGCUCGGAGAAGUCCUGUGUGGUCGCCAUGCCUUUGUGGUACCAUGCGCUCCCACUUCACCUGAGUCAAAUCUCUAUUUCCACUUGGAUUCCGCACGCCAACUUCUCAAUUGCUCGAUCAGAUGUGGAGAAACCGUGCAUUACUUCGUUCUAUCGGGUAUUCUACGGUACACGAGCAAUUUUCAUGCUGCAAUGACUGACUUUAUUCAAGGGAACACUACCGCUUACCAUGGUUUCCAGCUCCCAGACUUUCACCACAUACUGAACGUCUUCAUGGACUGGUACAAAGUACUGUUUGUCAGCAUUCUGGCAGUGAUUUUUGCCUUAUUGGUGUCCUACUUGUGCCUACAAUCUCUGGGAAUACGCCUCAUGACGCUCCUUUUGCGCGGCGCACUUACCCUGCAAGUUAUGGAAUUCAACUCGGCUCCUCCAUCGCCAAACCCUAUCCAUUGGGCAUCCACUUCAUGUCAGCUACGUAGCUUACAGCACGACUAUGAAGAGCUGCUACACGCUCUGCCGCAACUCCCCACCCCCAACAGCUCGUGGACCAGAUUGCGCGAACCGUGGAAACGCUUCACAGGACGAUGCGCUCCAUCCUUCACCUGGAUACUCAAAUAG
This is a messenger RNA of Necator americanus (New World hookworm), 8004 nucleotides long. RefSeq lists its product as uncharacterized. The record is from RefSeq and is a predicted model, not a curated record. The coding region runs from base 1 to 8004 and encodes 2667 amino acids. The transcript is spliced from 3 exons. Gene Ontology annotation, molecular function: nucleic acid binding; zinc ion binding; aspartic-type endopeptidase activity. Gene Ontology annotation, biological process: proteolysis; DNA integration. Lineage: Eukaryota; Metazoa; Nematoda; Chromadorea; Rhabditida; Ancylostomatidae.